AACAUAAAAACCACACACAAUCCGCCGAAGAGAGCCGUCCACACUCAAUUCUCUCCAUUUUCUUCAAGCAAAAUCCCGAUUCUAAGAUCAAACAAUGGGAGUUUUCACCUUCGUCUGUCGGAGCUCCGGUGGUAAGUGGACCGCCAAUCAGUAUUCCGGUGACCUUGAAGGCUCUGCCGACUCCACCUACGAGCUCCAGAGGAAGCUCGUUCAAUCUGCUCUCUCCGUCGAUUCCUCCGGUGGUGUUCAGUCCUCUUUCUCCUUCAUCACUCCCACCUCCGCCGUUUUCCAGGUGAUCGUUGGUGGUGGCGGCGGUGGCGGUUUCAUUGGUGGUGGUGGAGGAGCUGCAGCUGCCCCUGCUGGAGGAGAUGCUCCAGCUGCUGCAGAAGCCCCAGCUGAGAAGAAGGAAGAGGUGAAGGAAGAGAGUGAUGAUGAAGACCUUGGCCUAUCACUUUUUGAUUAGUUGGUAUAAUUACUCGUUAUUGUUUAUCAACCUCAGAGUUUUUAGCAUUCAAGUUUUCUUUUCAGGAAAUUAUGUCUAUGCAUUUACUUGAAUUUGCAAGUUCAGUUGCUGUUCUUGUUAAGGACGUAAAAUUUUGUUACUGACCUUUGUCUAAUGGUUGAGAAUUAGAUGUGUUAUUUUGGAAUUGUGUUUGGGAA
This is a messenger RNA of Benincasa hispida (wax gourd), 660 nucleotides long. RefSeq names its product 60S acidic ribosomal protein family. Lineage: Eukaryota; Viridiplantae; Streptophyta; Magnoliopsida; Cucurbitales; Cucurbitaceae. Gene Ontology annotation, molecular function: structural constituent of ribosome. The record is from RefSeq and is a predicted model, not a curated record. Gene Ontology annotation, cellular component: ribosome.